Messenger RNA from Tigriopus californicus, 1361 nucleotides. RefSeq lists its product as uncharacterized. NCBI's taxonomy places the organism in Eukaryota, Metazoa, Arthropoda, Copepoda, Harpacticoida, Harpacticidae. The record is from RefSeq and is a predicted model, not a curated record. Bases 471 to 1211 code for a protein of 246 amino acids. The transcript has 2 exons.
CAAAGAAUAAUUCAUGAACAAACUUUACUUUUUGGUAUCUAUGUUAUUUACUCUUUCUAUCCCCUUUACCUCUAAAUGUGUUCUUAAUCUGAUUUCCCUAGUUAACAAGGAAGUCGAGCAUUUAGUAACAUUAGGACACUUUUUGUGCCCUGUUUAGACCUGCUUUUGAGCGGGGAAGUAGAUCAAAAAUCACCAGUUCGCCCAGUUUAUACCUGUCCUGGUUGAAGAAAUGCACCCGAAACUCUUUGCCAAUCCAUGCAUGCAAAAUGUACCAAAACCAAGUUGGUCGGACGAGCUCUGAUCACACAAAAACAAAACUCCGACGAGCGCUUCCUCGGGGGAACUAGAUCUCCCGUGUAGGCACAGUACAGAAGAAGGCAUAUAAAUAUGGUCUGCAUCCUAACACACCAAUCAAGUCAGUCUUCGAGCUUUGCUCUGAAGACAUCGCGGCCAAAGAAGCAAGCAAGACAAUGAGCAGCAAGUUUGUCGUAGUUCUGUGCGUCACUUUGCUUGGCUUGGCGACUUCAGACCGCCGACCACCGCCACACCAACCGCGGUAUCCGCCACGUCCUUCGUAUUCCCAACCACCCAAAUACCCGCAAUAUGAAGAGGUGUGCAAAUUGAAGGAGUGGAGCUCGGACACAGAGCUUUGCAAGCCCGCUUUGACCAACAUUUGCGAGCAAGACAAGGCCAAGGUGUUCAAGAUCGCCAGAGGCCAACCUCGAUGUCUCAAGAUCAAAGUGCCCAAGUGCAAAGUGAUUGAUGAGGCUGAGGAGAUCGAGUUGUGCAAGAUCAAGGUCGAGAAGAAGAAGCAAGAGCUGUACUCGACCAUGUUCGAGCAAGAGAUGAAGAAGAAGUGCGAUACCCACUACUCAACGGAAUGCAAGCCUUCGUAUGGAUCCUACCCAAAGUGCGAGUCGGUCCCUUCUCAGAUCUGCUAUGACGUGCCAAAGCUCCAGAGGGUGCAUGUGCCCAUCAACAUUGAGGCCUCCACCAUCGAGAUGGAUUGCUCUACCUCUCUGGUACCCACCCCUAAAUCCAAAUGCUGGGAAGAGGAAUUGGAGUUCUGUGUGGACAUCCCGGAGUUGAAGGAGAAGGAGGAACAUCUGAGUCGAUGCGCUCCGGAUAUCGGUGAGGAGGAAUGCGAAAAGGUCCGACUGACGAUUCCACGAGAAUUCUGCUUCCAUGUCCAGAAGCAGUACCCACACUAAUGUUUUAAUGAUGUUUUAUUUUGUUAUUUUGAGCAAUCCAUUUACAUACCAAGUUGUCAGAAGUCUGGAAAUUAUGCUGUGAUAUUAGUGUUUAAGUGAUCAUAUCCUGUUGUUGAUUUAUGAUAAUAAAUGUCCCCCCCACCCUUCAAA